GGUGGGCCCGCGGAGAAAGCGCGAGCGAGCGCGUCGUCCUGCGUGCACCUGUUCCCUGUCCUGCCCCGCCCCGGAGGCCCCGCCGCCGAGCCGCCAUGGAGGUGCAGAAGGAGGCGCAGCGCAUCAUGACCCUGUCGGUGUGGAAGAUGUACCACUCGCGCAUGCAGCGCGGUGGCCUGCGGCUGCACCGGAGCCUGCAGCUGUCGCUGGUCAUGCGCAGCGCCCGGGAGCUCUACCUCUCGGCCAAGGUGGAAGCCCACGAGCCCGGGGCGCCCUUGCCGCCCGCCCGCUCCCCUGACCCUCGCUUGCACCCGCGGGAAGCGGAAGCAGCAGCCGAGGCAGCGCUCCUCGACGGCGAGCAGUCCUCUCCGGAGCCCAUGGACACACAGGAGGCGCCGAGAGCCGAGGAGCCCCCCGCCCGCUGUGCCCCGCGCCCCGCCAAAGUCAGCCGCAAGCGGCGGAGCAGCAGCCUGAGCGACGGCGGGGACGCCGGACUGGUCCCGAGUAAGAAAGCGCGCCUAGAAGAGGAGGAGGAGGGGGCCUCUUCGGAGCUGCGAGAUCGCCUGCAGCCUCCGGCGCAAGCCGAGGGCGCCUUCCCCAACCUGGCGCGCGUCCUCCAGCGGCGCUUCUCCGGCCUCCUGAACUGCAGCCCCGCCGCCCCCCCGACGGCGCCGCCGGCGUGCGAGGCGAAGCCGGUCUGCCGCCCGGCGGACAGCAUGCUGAACGUGCUGGUGCGGGCCGUGGUGGCCUUCUGAGGGCCCCCGAGCGGCGCGAUCGGAGCCCAGAGCGCGGGCCGAACCGUCGGCCUGAGUGCGCGGACCCGAGGCGAGGCCAGCCCCCGGGGGAGCGCCCGCGGAAACCGUGGAGAGGAGCCGCUGCCGGGGCUGCCGAGAGGCCCGGAGACGGACUCUGCCCCCGGGGGCCGUCGCCAGGUGCGAGCAGCGGCGGCGCCGAGGAGCCUGAGCCGGGGGCGCGGG
Ceratotherium simum simum (southern white rhinoceros) is the source of this 977-nucleotide messenger RNA. Lineage: Eukaryota; Metazoa; Chordata; Mammalia; Perissodactyla; Rhinocerotidae. The record is from RefSeq and is a predicted model, not a curated record.